This is a messenger RNA of Ochotona princeps (American pika), 1454 nucleotides long. It is a transcript of the gene LIF, whose product is annotated as LIF interleukin 6 family cytokine. The coding region runs from base 826 to 1434 and encodes 202 amino acids. Lineage: Eukaryota; Metazoa; Chordata; Mammalia; Lagomorpha; Ochotonidae. Gene Ontology annotation, molecular function: cytokine activity; leukemia inhibitory factor receptor binding. Gene Ontology annotation, cellular component: extracellular region. The record is from RefSeq and is a predicted model, not a curated record. The transcript has 4 exons. Gene Ontology annotation, biological process: immune response.
UCCCCGGAGAUCAGGUGGCAGAAGGUGGUGGCUCAGGAGGGUCUGGUGUCAAGGGUGGCAUUUGUGGCCCUGCGACACCUCUGGGGCUGGGGAGGACAAGAGGAGGAUGGCCGUGGUGCACACGGCUUGUGGCAGGUCUGAGUCAAAACACCUAAAGCCGACCCCGGCUGGUCAUGCGGAGAGCUGCCCAGUCAUCGCCUUAUGCCGGCCUGGGUCACCCAAGCAGGCUGGGUGCGGCCCAGUCAGCUCUGACUCAGGCCCCAGCAGCCUUGCCACGCAGCCUGAGCAGGGGCAUCGGGCACACAGGGACACCCCCUCCCCACACUUCAGCCCUGCGACUUCCCUUGGAAGCUACCCUGAAGCCCCCCUACCUUACCCUAACCACGCACAAGCCGGGGUCAGGUACCUAGGUGGGGCAUGGAUAGCAGGAUUGGGGAGGGGGGUUCUCUCUGCACCUGCUGUCCCCAGCAUUGAGCUUGGGGGUGGGGUAGAAGUGGGGGGAGCCUGGGGCCACCCAGCUCAGGACGGGAAGUCUGGCUGGGGGUGGGGUGGGGGGCGGGGUGAGGAGAAGGCUCUCCAGAGAGGACUCAGCCGGAGAGGGAAGAAGAGGGGGCCUGGCCCCGAAGACUGCGAAGACUGUGGUGUUGCCUCUCUGAGCCCCACUGGACAUCGUUGGAGACUGCACAGGGGCGUGUGUGGGCCUGGAUCACAGCCACAGCCACGGCUCCAGUAUAUAAAUCCGGCAAAUUCCCCAUUUGAGCAUGAACCUCUGAAAACGGCCGGCUUGUGAGGUCUCCGUCCAGGCCCCUUGGAGCACAGCCCAUAAUGAAGGUCUUGGCGGCAGGAGUCGUACCCCUGCUGCUGGUUCUGCACUGGAAACCUGGGGCGGGAAGCCCCCUUCCCAUCACCCCCGUUAAUGCCACCUGCAACACGCACCAUCCGUGCCCCAGCAACCUCAUGAGCCAGAUCAGGAACCAACUGGCACAGCUCAAUAGCAGUGCCAACGCCCUCUUUAUUCUCUAUUACACAGCCCAAGGGGAGCCUUUCCCCAACAACCUAGACAAGCUGUGCAGCCCCAACGUGACCGACUUUCCACCCUUCCAUGCCAAUGGCACGGAGAAGGUCCGGCUGGUGGAUCUGUACCGCAUCACCGCCUACCUGGGCACCUCCUUGGGUAACAUCACACGGGACCAGAAGACCCUCAACCCCACGGCACUCAGCCUCCACAGCAAGCUCAACGCCACGGCAGACAUCCUGCGUGGCCUGCUAAGCAACGUGAUGUGCCGCCUGUGCAACAAGUACCAUGUGGCACACGUGGACGUGGCCUAUGGCCCAGACACCUCAGGCAAGGACGUGUUCCAGAAGAAGAAGUUAGGGUGUCAACUACUGGGAAAGUACAAGCAAGUCAUUGGUGUGUUGGCACAGGCCUUCUAGGCAGUGGGUUGCUGAACUGA